Molecule: messenger RNA, 3138 nt
Organism: Cornus florida
Lineage: Eukaryota; Viridiplantae; Streptophyta; Magnoliopsida; Cornales; Cornaceae
Product: probable 2-oxoglutarate-dependent dioxygenase AOP1.2
Exons: 2
Coding region: 2264-2773 (169 amino acids)
Source: RefSeq, a predicted model, not a curated record
UCAUCCAGAUUAAAAAAGCCUCUAUCAACCAUCACUUUCUUAGUGAUGCAUGGAUCAAUUUUACUAUACGGUGAAGUUAAUUAAAUUUAUGAAGAAUGGGUUGCAUGUAUGAGGACCUAGAGCAAAACAUACUUAAUCCAGUUACUUGGUUGUGUAGAUCAUUUAUUGAAUGAAUUCAUUUGAAAGUGGAGCCAUCUUACAGAUGAUGUUGUAAAUCAUGAAAAUUAUCACAACCAAAACGUAAAGAUGCCACUGGAUGUAAAUUAUGGUGAAGUACCUUAUUUUUCUUAAUGAUCCUAUUUAACAAUUGAGGCAUUCAUAUUAUGGGGACUUCCAAUCACAUGUUAAGGUGGUGGUUCAACAUGUGUAGUCAAGGUUGGCAAUAGGAAAGCCUAAGAUAUUGUUGAUUGAAGUUCCAUUAACUAGGUGUUGAAGGUUAUGAAUUUCCUGAAAGUGUCUCUGGGUUUCUGCUUGCUUUAGUUUUUCAGUAUCAAAUAUCAAUAGAGCUUAAUAGUUAUUUUUCAGAGUAGGAGAGGUUUAACCCAAGUGGAUCCUGUUUUUUUGGUCUAGCUAUGGAGGUCUUAAUUGGUUUUGUGACCAAAGCAAGUCAAGAGGUGAAAUAAACUAAGCUGGAUGUGCUAAUACAACUAUAUAUGCCUACUCAUGGGAGCCCUUUCCCUCACCUUUCCACACAGUAGCAAAUAGGCAGAUAUCUAUUUUAGCCAUCUACUUUCUUAAUGAUCACAAAGGAAUCUUAAUCUAUUAAAGACAAAAAAUGUGGGAGAAAACUUAUCAAAUUUAUCAAUAAUAGGUUACACAUCUGAUAGUCUUGACUUAAACCCACUUUUCCAUUUGUCCCAAAUCCUGUCAGGCAGCUGUAUGAUGGGAUUUUUCUGCUUGAGAUGUGGCUUCGGAUCAUCUCAUACUAGAUAUAGAACUGCAGAAACCAAAUUCUAACAAAUUAGGAAUGAUGAAAAAAUCAUCUAGUGAUCCUUACAACAAGGGUUAUAGAACUACAGAGACCAAAUACUAACAAAUUAGGAAUGAUCUUGUCACAAACUAAGUUGCCAGCAUAACAAAAUUAUGGAAGAGAACAUAUUUAUGGUUUCAAAUUAUACUUGGGCUCCCUAUAGAAAGGCCUUUACAGGUUACAAAGUCCCACUGGAAGAGAAAAGCAAUAAUCAUGCCAGAAUAUAAUUAAAAUAGAUCACCCCAUGUAACUGAAUGAGGAAUUUAUAUGACAUAAGUUCUCUCAUCUUAAUAUGUGGCUGCAGAAGUCACACAUGUAAAGUAAAACGAGAAAGAGGGGAAUAAAUAACAAUUAGGGAAUAACAAAGAACAAGAUAAACACAGAACUAAGAUCCUUCUGGAAUUUUUUAUCAUCUAGUUUUGAGAAACUUUGUUAUUGAUCAAAUCAUACAAAUUGAAUAGAUCAAUUCCGUGAGGAGGGGCUCUUUGAACAGGCCAAAAAUGUCAAUGUAAAAAUAGCUACAGCAUCUCCAUCGCCAAAAAUGCAGUGCCUACAAAGUCAUUAGGACAUGUUAUCGGCUAUGUUUAGGAGGCGGAAACCAGGUGUCGUUGCAUAGUAGAUGAGUUGAACUAUAUUCAAUAGUAUCUUACGCCGUCCAUGGUGUCUAAUUACUUAAUUAGGUUAUUUAUGAAUUUCUAACCCCCGGAGAGAGAGGCAAAAAAAAAGCUGCUAGAAAGUGAAAAUAGAUUGGCUUGUGAAGUUGAACAAGUGGCGCCAAUAAACUAAGCAGGUUUGGUUGCCAGGAAGUAUAGCAUUUGAACUCUUGUUCAACCUUCUAAAACAAGGUUAACAGAGAACUAAAAUCCCGUUUUUCAUUUGCAUCUCACUUGCAAUGCAAUGAUGAUCCCAAUUGUUUUUUUUUUCCUGGUAAACAUGAUUCCUAUUAAAUUCUCAUAUCCUCCCAAUCCAACCCAAGGUUUUUGAGAAAUCUUUCAAAUGUUUUCCCUCUGAGGUCCACAUUUUGCAGUGCCAGUGACAUUUUAAUUUGGUAGCUCGCUAUAUUGAAUCUACUUAUUUUAGGAUAUUUUAUCUGAAAUUCUUCUUGGCCGGCAUGCCAAGGACUUUGGAUUCAUUGGUUAAUCAUUACUUGCCUCGUCAAUUCUUUUCAUUUGUCUUGUUACCGCACAAAUAUAUCUAUUGAAUCCUAUAAAGACAUGAACAAUUGUAGUGCAUCUUGGAAUUGUACUUCAGAAGCAUCUAACUUGGCAUGCUAGGUGAAAAAAAAAUUAGAUCAUGGGUUCCCAGACAUUUCCCAAGCUUCCCACUAUAAGUUUCACUGCAGAAAACCUCAAGCCUGGCUCAAGUUCUUGGAUUGCAAGGGGCAAUGAUGUCCGGCAGGCGCUUGAAGAUUAUGGCUGCUUUGUGGCAGUGUAUGAUAAAGUUUCUUUAGACCUCGAUAACAAUGUCUUUUGUGCAUUACAAGAGUUAUUUGAUCUUCCCACAGAAACAAAAGAAAAAAACACUUCUGAACUACCUUUCUUUGGCUAUAUUGGGAAUGGGCCACUUACUCCUCUCUAUGAGAGCAUGGGCAUCUAUAAUGCAGCAACUCCUGAAGAAAUUCAAAGUUUCACAAAUCUCAUGUGGUCAGCUGGAAAUGACCUUUUCUGUGAACCUGUGUAUUCAUAUUCAAUGCUAGUAUCAGAAUUAGAACAAGUGGUGAAGAGAAUGGUAUUUGAAAGCUAUGGUGUAGGGAAGUACUAUACUCUCACAUUGGAUCAACCACUUACCUUCUUAGACUCAUAAAAUAUAGAGGUCCCAGAUGAAUGAAACUAAUAUUGGUAAGCACACGGAUAAGAGCUUCAUAACCAUUCUCCAUCAAAAUCAAGUUAAUGGCUUGGAAGUGAAAACAAAAGAUGGCGUGUGGAUUGGCUUUGAGCACAGGCCUUCAUCUUUCAUAGUAAUGGCAGGCGAUGCGAUUUUGGUAGGUGAUAUUUUUUACAUAUCAGGAAUUUCUAUCAACAAAUACCAACACUAUGAUAAUUAUUUAUUUAUUUAUUUUUUCUUGGUUGAUCUACCUUAACUUUCUCACUUUCAUUUGUUUUUAAUUAGCUUAUAUAUGAUUGUGCCUUUUUAAAAUUCACCUACUUAUAUCUGGAUUUGAAUGUUUC